Messenger RNA from Cuscuta epithymum, 899 nucleotides. NCBI's taxonomy places the organism in Eukaryota, Viridiplantae, Streptophyta, Magnoliopsida, Solanales, Convolvulaceae. The record is from the annotation of a GenBank genome assembly.
GCCUCCUCUUCGGCGCAGUCCCGCAUCUAUCAAUCUAACCAGGGUGUAGGUAAGUGGAAUCGUGAGAACAAUGGAAGAUACAGUCUCAUUGCUUGUCUCCUCUCCGUCCACGUGGAUCUCGAAGAGAAGGUCUAUGGAGGAGACUAAUCAGGAUGAUAUUAUUGUGGAUGUACAAAAUCUAUUUAUCUCAAAUUCAAUGAAAAUGGAUGGCAAAAACUAUGACGGUGGAGGUGGCUGUAAUGGUGUUUCUGGUUCGCCUUUUGUUAAUAGGAUAAUACCCAGUGGAAGAUGUUGCCGUGUAACGAAAUACCCGCUUCCAGAUCUCAUGGAAGCAAAGAAUAUUGCGUUAUAUGAAAGGAUUGUUGCUCUCAGCAAAAUGUCUCUUUCUUUUUACGAGAAGAAUCAUCCAGGAGAGUCAUAUGAGUUUGACAGUCUCAAGCAUGUGAAGAGUGCACCCAUUCUUGGCAUAACAUAUUUCAUCACGUUUUUGGCAAAAAAAUUGGGGGCAGAUGGUAGUCCUUCAGGAAUGUUUAAAGCCCGAGUAAACGAGCCUAGGAGCAGUGUCAAUGUGCAGAAAUGUGAGCUGACAAAUUAGCUUGGGUAUUGCUCUCGAUUAUGUUAAUUAUAUUCUGUUUAUGUAGUAUUAUUCACGUUUUAAUGGUUGCUAAUAGUAAAUAUAUCCAUGGGCCACUUCGAAGUGAAGAAAUGUGAGCGGGUUAAACUGGCUUGGGUAUUGCUUUGGGCCUUUGACUUCUAUUAAUGGAUGUCAUACUGUUUAUGGAUAUUGAAUUAUGUUUCAAUAGUUGCUGAUGAUAAAGUUGUUACUGUUGUGUAGCCUGUGCAUAUAAGUUGAUCGAUCGACACUUGUAGUUUAAUAAAACUUUUAUUUACUCUUCCUG